AUGUUUACCAGCAGAAAAAGUCGCUCGCUGCACGGCACUAUAUUGCAGGAAAAAAUUAAUGAACUUCAUCAUUAUUUUAUGCCCAUGGAUUUAAAUACAGCGUUCCAUCAAAGCAAAGUUAAUGCUAUUAAGAAAAUAAAGUUUGUCCUAAACCACGCGAGUCGCCGUAGUCUGCAGGAAUCUGACUUUGAAGAAUUGUUGUUAUGUUCCUUGACCCUGGUGUAUUACUUCGGUAUGCGACUCAAGCUGAGUAGACUUACUUCAAGAUAUUGGUUUUGGUGUGGUAAAAGACUAUUUCACAGAGCUGAAUCUGUAUUCCAAAAGACCAUGGACCAUCUUCAGCCAGAACGCAGCGAGGCAACCAUUAAGAUCACUCUCAAUUUCUUUUCCGAAGUUUCGUUGUGGCCCUUCGAAAGUUUCGUUGGUCAAAUAUUGGAGGUAGUACUCUACUUCAACAGGGGUAAGACCAAGCUCUUCAACAUGAUGCUAACAGAUAUCCACUGCGUACUAUUCAAAGACGUCAAGUCUGCCAGGCAUCGAAUGAGAGUUUUGUACGAACUUCUAAAAAGCGAUAAUUGGGUCAUUGAUAAGCAAAAGCUUUUGCCGUUCAUAACGAGGUUAUUGGACUUCUUUGCUUACAGCAUCAGUAGAGAUAGUAAAACGACUGCGUAUGGAUAUCUUCGAAAAGGCUUCGAAGUGUGUCUCCGGCGUAUUUUCGAAAGAGUUGAUAAUCAGCAUCGCGUGGUCAUAAUAACGACUAUGCUCAAUUGGUUCUCGUUGGUCAGCAUGAAUGAUGACGAUGUCCUCGAGUUCUCUUUGCUGCUCGACCACGCGGCGGAGCUUUAUCAUGUCGACUCUUACAGCGACAGUUUCAAAGAAGGGUUGAUUGAACAUGUCCUAACUAAUCUAGUCGGCUCCUCUUACGCAUUGUACAGUUUAGUAGGUUGUCGACUUUUACAGCGAUUUUUGGAUCGGCAGCACAAUGAUGCUUAUUUAUCAGUUCCGACAUUGUAUUAUGAAUUUACUCAGGUAAAACUGAAAAUAGGUAAGUGCGAUAAUCCGGAUAAAAUUUUCAUCAGACAACAUAGGGAGAAGUUACACGAAUACAUUUUAAAAGCAGUGAAAGAGCACUGCAACAAUGCCGUGAACUUGAAGGCUGUAUUUUCUGUUAUUUGCUGCAUUGUGCUGGAGGUUCCAUGCGGAUUGACGGCUGCAGCUGCUGCGUGCAUGGUCAUGACUGUGCAGGACUUCGCUAUCAACGGAGAGAACUUAUUGGCUACAUCGCGGUACUGGAUGCACGCUAUUGUAAUAUCAGUCAUGUCGCUGAUAUGCUGGGUGCACAAAGCCCCAGUGUUGUACCGCUACGUUGGCCAGAUCAUAGCAAGGCGGGCCAAAGAGGCGCCCCAACUGAACCCUCCACUAUCACAGACCUACAACAUUGGUCACCAUCAUGUUACUUGGAAUAAACCCACGCUAUUUUUUGAGGACUGGGAAUUAAGAUAUGCUCUGUGGAAACAUUUUCAAGAGACACGGCGGCAUUCAAAACGGAAGGAAUUCUUAGCGGAACCUAAAGAAUAG
Messenger RNA from Ostrinia furnacalis (Asian corn borer), 1578 nucleotides. RefSeq lists its product as uncharacterized. Bases 1 to 1578 code for a protein of 525 amino acids. NCBI's taxonomy places the organism in Eukaryota, Metazoa, Arthropoda, Insecta, Lepidoptera, Crambidae. Gene Ontology annotation, biological process: protein localization to plasma membrane. Gene Ontology annotation, cellular component: plasma membrane. The record is from RefSeq and is a predicted model, not a curated record. The transcript is spliced from 3 exons.